This is a messenger RNA of Phyllostomus discolor (pale spear-nosed bat), 4129 nucleotides long. It is a transcript of the gene ARID3B, whose product is annotated as AT-rich interaction domain 3B. NCBI's taxonomy places the organism in Eukaryota, Metazoa, Chordata, Mammalia, Chiroptera, Phyllostomidae. The record is from RefSeq and is a predicted model, not a curated record. Gene Ontology annotation, biological process: regulation of transcription by RNA polymerase II. Gene Ontology annotation, cellular component: nucleus. The transcript has 9 exons. The coding region runs from base 240 to 1910 and encodes 556 amino acids. Gene Ontology annotation, molecular function: DNA binding.
CCCCACCCAGGGCCGACGGGCGGGCCCCGCGGCGCCGCUUCCGGUGCGGGCCCCGCCCCGGCUGUGGCCCCAGGCUGCCGACUAGUCGAAGAAGCAGCGGUGGUCUGGGGGUCUGAGCUGCUACUUCUUUCACCGCCCGCGGACCUGGAGCGCCUGGUACAGGUUUAGACCCAGUGUGCCUCCUGGGCUGUGCCCAGGUUCAGAGCCAUGCCAAUUGGAGGGUGAAGCUGGAGGCCGUGAUGGAGCCACUGCAACAACAAGCAGCUCAGCCAGGACCACCGCAGCCACCAAACCUAGCUCCUCUGGGGAUGGAUGCCAGAGAGAAGCAAGGACAGCAGAUGAGAGAAGCCCAGUUCUUGUAUGCCCAGAAGCUAGUCACACAAACUCUGCUUUCUGCCACACCUGGGCGGCCUUCUGGUAGCUCUUCCCUGGGUCCCUUAGUCAGAGUUCCUCCAGCCACAGCAGUGACCCGAGUUUUUGAAGGGAACAGCGCAAACUCAGAGCCUGAGGAAGAGGAGGGAGGCUUGGAAGAUGACGAUGGGGAUGAUGACAUUGCAGAAGUGGCUGAGAAAGAGGCCCAGGCUGCUUCAAAAUAUUCUCAAGGGCAGAAAGUGGCUUGCCAAGACCCUAGAGCAGCACCCAUAUCUGGUCUUCUUCCAGCACCAGGGCUCCCACCACAUGGACAGCAAGCCCAAGAAGACCAUACCAAAGAUGCUACCAAAGCCCCACCUACAGUCUCCACAGCUGGGCAGCCAGGCUGGAAUCAGGAUGAGCAGCUUAAACAGAAUGGUGGCUUGGCUUGGAGUGAUGAUGCAGAUGGAGGCCGAGGAAGAGAGAUCUCUCGAGACUUUGCCAAGCUGUAUGAACUGGAUGGUGAUCCGGAAAGGAAAGAGUUCCUGGAUGACCUCUUCAUCUUUAUGCAGAAGAGGGGGACCCCCAUCAACCGAAUCCCUAUCAUGGCCAAGCAAAUCCUUGACCUAUAUAUGCUGUACAAGCUGGUGACAGAGAAGGGGGGCCUGGUGGAGAUCAUCAACAAGAAGAUCUGGAGGGAGAUCACCAAAGGCCUAAACCUCCCCACGUCCAUCACCAGUGCCGCCUUCACCCUGAGGACCCAGUACAUGAAGUACCUCUAUGCUUACGAGUGUGAGAAGAAAGCCUUGAGCUCCCCAGCUGAGCUCCAGGCAGCCAUUGAUGGCAACAGACGGGAGGGCCGGCGGCCCAGCUACAGCUCCUCCCUCUUUGGCUACUCACCCGCUGCCACUGCUGCCACUGCCGGGGGCCCUGCCCUUCUGCCUACAGCCAAGAUCCGCUUCCCCAUCCUUGGGCUGGGCUCCAGCAGUGGUACCAGUGCCAGCAGCCCUCGGAUCUCUCCAGCAACUACCCUCAGGAAAGGUGAUGGAGUCCCGGUGACAACAGUGCCUGUGUCAAAUCGACUGGCUGUGCCCCUGACUUUGGCAGGCCAGCAGGCUGGCACCCGGGUAGCCACGCUAGAGCAGCUGCGGGAGCGGCUGGAGUCAGGGGAGCCCCCUGAGAAGAAGGCGUCCAGGCUGUCAGAGGAGGAGCAGCGCCUGGUGCAGCAGGCUUUUCAGCGCAACUUUCUCAGCAUGGCACGGCAGCUGCCCAUGAAGAUUCGGGUCAAUGGGAGGGAAGACAGAUCAGAGGCUUCGGCUACGGCACUGAAUCUGCCCACAGGCGGCGUCGGGAGCAUUAGCAUGUCCGUGGACAUCGAUGGCACCACCUACGCAGGCGUGCUGUUUGCCCAGAAGCCCAUGGUCCACCUUAUCGCCGGGUCUGCUCCCCAGAGCACCAGCAGCAGCGCCAGCAGCAGCAGCAGUUCUCACUGCUCACCCAGUCCUACCUCAUCCCGGGGCACCCCCAGUGCAGAGCCCUCCACCAGCUGGUCCCUCUGAGGGGCAGGACCCAGCUCCUACUCCCGCUCUUCUGUCAAGAGUGAGGGGAGUUGCUGCACAAAAUUUACCUCAUCUCACGGAUCCCAUGUCAAAUACCAUUUGGCCAGAUGUUGAGAGUUUGGAUGUGUCCACCUCUCCAGGCUCCAGUCAGGUCCUGCUGUAUUCUGGGGACAGGGAGAGGCUGGAGGGCAGGACGGGGCAGCGUUGUCCAAUCAGGGAUUGUCCCGGGGAAAUGGGUGGGGUCUGCGGGCAGCCGGCUUCCUGGGGAUUCCCAGGCCAUCCCCCCUUCCUGGGCACAGUGUAUUGACAAUCUGUAAGCCGACAUAGGGCUGGAAGCCCUCACAUCCCUUCCCCUUUAAUUUAUUUUCCUUGCCCUGCCUUCUGUCAUGACCCCAGGGUCACUGUUCCUUCCCCUGCUCAGUGCCCCAAUCUUCCUCUCUCGUGUGGGUCUGCUGGGAGCCAAGAGCAUGCCUUCGUAGCCCUUCUCUACUGAGCAUGAGAUAGGACUGUUCUUGUCUCCCAUGUUGGUUCUUAGGGUGCGGGUCCCUCAAAUUUGAAGCAGUCCUCAUGGCCCUCUAGUCCCCUUGUAAUGGCUCCGAAAGGUCACGUGAAGGCACUCCUGAGGUCCCAGGGCCUGUUGGAUGUCUGCUGUAGCACCCACUUCCUGCUAACCCUCGUCCGGCCCUCAGACCUCGUGCUGCCCACUCUCGCUGGUUGGCCAGCUCUCCCGAGAACAGCCCACUUGUCCCUUGGCCCCCUUCUUCUCAUGGGGCCAUCUCUGCCCGAAUAUCCCCAAGCCUGCCGAUGUCAGGUUCAUUGAAAUACCUCAGAUUUGUAAUUGUUGAUGUUUGAUUCUUCAGGAAGUAUUUGCAUUUCUGAAAUCUUUUUUAUAUGUGUUUUGCUGACUUUUGUUCUUUUAUUUUAAAAUUUUUAUUGUUAUUAUAGCACCAAAGAAGUAAAAGCAGAUCACCCCAAAGCCAAACAAAUGAUUUGGUACCCCAGCCCCUCUGAGAGCUUGGUGAGGAGGCUGGGAGGCAGGCAGGAGAGACGACUCAGGGAAUUACAGCAGCAGGGAGGCGGUGGACGAGAAGCCCGCUCUCGCACAGGCUGGGUCCUACGACCACACCGUUUCUGAAGAUGGUCCUGGACUCAGUUCCUGCCAGAGCCGGGCUAGUCCCAGCCCCCACCACCCGCUCUCCGGUGGGGGCCAGACGUCUCCCCUUCACUCCACACUCCCACCUCAGGACGGGCAGGUCAUGGCCCGUCCAGAGGAUGUGAUGCUGAAAGAGGUCCAUCUCCUCUUGGACCCCGGGGUGGAGCAGGCUGCUCCUGUGUGGUAAGGAAGAGCUGAUUCUCACACAAGGCUCACCUCGCAGCGUUCGGCAGACACCACCCACCGCUAUGUUGCCCAGUUGUGGUGGGAGCCCAUGCUAGCACAAGCCCACAGCCAGCUAACAUUCCGUAGCAUCGAGGAACGGAAAGGGAAUUCCAGAGCUUGAGCACAGAAUGUGCCUCAGCCUGGUAAGCUGCAGCUCUACUGGACCGUGUCUCUUCCCUCCCCCAACCCUCUACACACAUUCACAUGGUCCCCCUCCACCAGGGCUGACCCUCUUCCAGCCUCAGAGGCCUUCCCACCUUACUCACCAGGCAAGUGAGGGUGUGGGCAGAGAAGGGCUUCUGGGAUCUGGUGCCAGGAAGGAGCCCAGUUGGCUGGCACUGGGCCCACUUGAAGGUGUCACAGACAUUUUGCCAGUGUGUUUUUCUCAGGGGUUUGGUCAUGAAGAAUGGACUCUUCCCAGCCAGAAGAUGCAGGGACAACAUGCUGUGUCUUUCUGGUCAUCGGAUUCCCUCCCGUAGGCAGCUUGCCCAGCCUCCCCCUCUCAGUGAGGCCCAGCUGACCUCAGGACCACAGAGGGGUCUCAACCUGAAAGCCCGAGAAGGGGGGCACCAGCAGGUGUCUCUGGGCCAAGAGGAGCUUCCCCUGGAAGUGCAGUCCUGAAGGCCAGGAGGCGGGCAGCCAGGGCAGCUGCACCCACUCACCCUCCCUGUCUUUUGUGUUUUCUAGCCAGGAAAAGCGGGAUAGCACAUGGGUAGCCUAGGCAGUGGAGAAAUACCUCAGAUGCCCUCUUGCAGCAAGUGUCUGUAUAUGUUGUGGUUAUUUUCUAUCUUACAUGUUCUUGAAUGUUUAUAUUUCAAUAAACCUCUACCUCUUCACACAA